Molecule: messenger RNA, 303 nt
Organism: Nezara viridula (southern green stink bug)
Lineage: Eukaryota; Metazoa; Arthropoda; Insecta; Hemiptera; Pentatomidae
Source: the annotation of a GenBank genome assembly
AUGUUUGGUACUUGCUGCAGACUGUGUGGUGAAGCCGUGAAACUGCGGUGCGGGCCUCCUAAACUAGCUCUAGUGCCCGUCGAGAACAGUUCCAGUGAUCCUCCAGCGAUCGAGAAGCUGGACAACAGCUCGGCCAGGGUGGAACAGCUGGAGAAGCAGCUGAGGAACUUCUUGGCCGAGAUAGAGACCACCAAGGCUCGAGGACUCUUCGCCAACCUCGCCGAGGCCCUCUGCUCCGACGACAGCUUCGCAGAGACCAGGGACACCGCGGACUGCUGGAAUGGCCAUCGUGUCGGAGAGUGA